Purpureocillium lilacinum is the source of this 963-nucleotide messenger RNA. RefSeq lists its product as uncharacterized. Lineage: Eukaryota; Fungi; Ascomycota; Sordariomycetes; Hypocreales; Ophiocordycipitaceae. The record is from RefSeq and is a predicted model, not a curated record.
AUGAAGUCUGCGCUUGCCAUCGUUGCCCUUGCGGGCGUCGUCGCCGCGGGCGGCAAGUACCCGGGCAUGCCUGAGUGCUAUUGGCCUUGCCUGGAUGACGCUAUUCCUAAGACUGGCUGCGGGAGCUGGGACAACGUCGACUGCUUUUGCACGGACGCCAUGCUUGCGAAAUGGGGUGGGCUCACCUUGGAGUGCAAGAUGGACAAGUGCUCCUCGGUUGAUGGCGCCUGGGACCUGAUUUCAAAGGAGGAAGAUGGAAGAUGUGCCGCGUACUGGGCGAGCACUUCCGCCGCCGGUAAACCAACAACCACACGGACGGCCACGUCCACGGCUACGGUCCCGGCCACGUCCACGGCCAGCACGACCGAGACCAGCAGCACCCGCCGUGUCACCACGACCACGAGCUGGACCAACACGACGACCUACAACCCGGGCACGUCGACGGAGACGGUCCUCACCACCAUCACCAUCACCUCCUGCUCCGGAGGGCCCUGCACCUCGGUGGUGACGACGACGCGCGCGCCCCCGGCCCCGACGACGUGCACCGAGUGCACCGACGCGACCAUCACGGAGACGGAGCCCUGCACCGAGGAGCCCACCCCGUGCCCCGAGUGCUCCGGCUCGACCGUCACGGAGACGGAGCCCUGCACCGAGUGCACCGAGGAGCCCACCCCCGUGCCCGUGGCGCCGACGUGCACCACCUGCACCGAGCAGCCCGCCAACCCCACGGUCGCUCCCGUGGCUCCCACUCCUACCUCUGGCUUCGUGACGACUGUUGCUCCCGGCGGUAACGGCGGCAACAACGGAGGCAACGUGCCCGGAGGAAACGGCGGCAACGGCGGCGCCAACACGCCAACCACGGCGGCGGGCGGCAACCCCCCGGUCGUCACUGCCGGAGCCAACGCCGGCCCCGGCGCCGCCGGUGCGCUCGCGGCCGUCAUCAUCGCCGCCAUGGCUCUUUAA